Colletotrichum phormii is the source of this 686-nucleotide messenger RNA. RefSeq lists its product as uncharacterized. Lineage: Eukaryota; Fungi; Ascomycota; Sordariomycetes; Glomerellales; Glomerellaceae. The transcript has a single exon. The coding region runs from base 141 to 524 and encodes 127 amino acids. The record is from RefSeq and is a predicted model, not a curated record.
UACCUAUGUACGUCGAGGAGCAGGGGUGGGGUGUAAUUGGGGCCAAACGGUCGGUCGGUUCGGUCUGGGGUAAAAGGUUGUUGAUGGUGCCAUGUUUCCCCCAUGGCACCGAUUGAUUAGAAGAGAUUGGGGGAAUACCUAUGGAAGGCGUUGCCAACUUUCCCACGGCCGGUCUCCAAAGCUUAGCAACGUUUGGACUGGUUCUACCAGUCUACUCUACUUGUAUCCGAACGCCUACGGAUGUUGUUCGUCUGGGGGGGAAGUCGCCGGAAAGUCGCCGAGGGCGGCAGAACGCCAUCUUUUUUUUUCAGGGAGGAGGAACACAACCGAGUGGGAGGGGAGUGUGGGAGAAGGAGAGAGAGGCUCGAGGGUCGGAUGGCCGUGAAAGAGACGGGAGAGAGAAGACCCGGGGGGUGUGUGCCGUGUGCGUGCGUGUCUUCCCGGAGUUAAGCCCCGUGUGCCUUCUCAGUUCUACUAUCCCGUGCCAUGUCAUGUUGUGCAAUAGUAGAGCCUCCUCUUCUUAGCAAGGAUUCCAUCCGAAGUGCGAGUAUCUGAUGUGGGGAAGUAAAUGUGUAGGCCGAGAUGGAGCGGGAACGAUUUACUUUCUGCCGGACAACACUUCAUGGUGCUCGGUUUGGUUUCCCAGGUCUAGAGAGAUAUUCUACUGAGUUGUACAAUCCAUCAGG